Molecule: messenger RNA, 2925 nt
Organism: Etheostoma cragini (Arkansas darter)
Lineage: Eukaryota; Metazoa; Chordata; Actinopteri; Perciformes; Percidae
Gene: plekhn1
Product: pleckstrin homology domain containing, family N member 1
Exons: 16
Coding region: 124-2262 (712 amino acids)
Biological process (GO): positive regulation of apoptotic process; 3'-UTR-mediated mRNA destabilization; response to hypoxia
Cellular component (GO): mitochondrial membrane; cytoskeleton
Molecular function (GO): cardiolipin binding; phosphatidic acid binding; phosphatidylserine binding
Source: RefSeq, a predicted model, not a curated record
CCUUCCCACUUCUCUCAGUACAAGUCUAACUGCAGCAGGAAGCGCACUCUUGGAUUACACUCGCCUAUCACAGGAGUACAGUUUGUCUUCAGAGCAGCUCCAAGCCCCACAGAGCACGGCAGCAUGGGGAGCAGCAUGUCAUGUGUCCCCCAGCACAACUUCCGAUUCUCCAGCAAGAGUUUUAUACGCCGAAACAGCAGUCGCCUGUUUCGCAAGAAUUACCCCCAAGAGGGACAGGAAAAGUCCAACAGCAUCAUCAAUAUCCUGUGCACUGUCACCCCCAGAAAGGAAAUGUCCCCUAAAGAUCUGCAAAAGAUCGACAACAUAAAAUGGGAUCCUCCGUUCCCUUAUGACCCGGCCAGUGGCUGGAAGAAGAGUAGCAUCAAUGUGAAGAAUUAUGGACGAAUGAUUCACAGCUCCAAAGUUCGUUUUCGCUUCCUCCACUGCCAGGACGUACAUGACUGCUACCUGGAUCUCUUCCAGACACACCUUCAUUUUGUCUCCAACAACACAACCGGACUGACAUACCAGGGAACUCUUCCGUUAAAAGAACUCACCAUCUGCAACUUGCAACAGAACUGCAACCACAGCCAGCCCCAGGAAUUUGCCUUUCAAAUAAACGGUGUCAGCCUUAACCCCAUCAUUGUCUACUGUGCCAAACAAGAAGAAAUGGACCUAUGGUUUGGCCUGCUCAAAGAAAACAUUGAGGCCAAUGGGGGCACACCAAUUGCACCCGAAAACUUCACCAGAGUGAAACUACACCAGGACAAGACUCAUGAGGGCAGAGAGGAGCUGAGGAACUCCAUAAAUAGAGAGCCCAUCUACGAGUGGGAGGGCUCUCAGCGAGACAGCCUGGGCACCAUCACCUAUGUCACUAAAGUCCGACUGCAGCACCUGCCCUGUCAGGAACAGAGUGACAGACUGCUGGUAAUGUACCCAUCAACGCUGAUCAUCCUAUCAGAGGAGAAUGAUAGGCUCUUCUACAAGGGAAAACUUCCACUCAACAUGUUUACUGUGACCACACCCUGCCAAGACGUAAAGCCCAACACCUUUAUGAUUGAAGGGACGCUGAUCAAUCCCAUAGUGGUGUCGUGUCUGGAUAGGGCAGAGUUCUGCGACUGGAUCCAGCAUUUCAAAAGUGCUGACGUGCCCGUUCUCAGCCCCCCACCCCCUGUGUAUGACAUCAUCUACACCCCGACGAACAGAGAGGCUCCGCAGUUUGAUAGGUGGAGUGGAAACAGCCAUGGACGCACUGAUUCUCUUAAGUUCAGCCAGUCACAGAGUGGAUGCGGGUCCCACAACCUUCCCGUACCCAUUCACAAUGACAAUCCUCUCUCCCCAGGGUACUCCGAACCCCUCUGUUACAGCUCCAGUCGUCCCUCCUCGACAGAGACGGCCCACCUGGGCAGCAGGACUAACAGCGUGUCUUCCCACACCAGGCCCGAGCGCGACCUACGACCUUUGUCACUGCGCUACUCUUCCCCCCAGCGCAGGUCCUACCUCCAGCCUGUUGAGAGCUCAGUGAGGUCUCAGGUCUACAGCACACCCUACUCUGCCGUGCAUCAUGCCAGCCCACAGCGGCUGGAGAAAACCCCGCUUGUCAAGUCCAACAGCUGGAGCACUCCUCAGACAUCCCUGAACUACUCCCUGAACGCCCUACAGCGCCACUCGGACAUGUGCGCCCCCAGACAGCCCUUGUCGCCCCUGUACGAUGAGCCCUGCAGCCCUGAAAUCUACUCCCUGAAUGAGGUCAGGCCAGUGCAGCAGAGCUGGCAAGAGCCAAUUGAGCAAAACCACCGCCACCACCAGGAGCAAGGCCCCCAGCUCCUACCCUCAUCCUUCCAGCUCCGCACCCCUCCCAUGGGAAGGCGCUGCAGGAGAAGCCUGGUCCUGACCAACCCCCAGGGUAAGGCCCUGGGCCUGGAGGUAGAGACUCCUCAAAGCCAAGCAGAGCAGAGAGCCGAGUCUGUGUCGAGGCUAAAGCUGCUGUCUGCACCAGGCCAAGUGCAAGAGCAGAAUGUCCUCCCGUCGAGCUCUGUGAGGAACACCUCUCAGAUGCCUUAUGGUUACUCACCAGAUCGCCACUCGUACCUUGAACCCACAGAUCUAGAGGACCAGGAAAUGGACUAUGACAACAUUUGGGAGUAUGACUGUGAUACUGGAAUGAUUCAGCCAACGUCUGGAAUUUCGACACACUGGACAGGAUUAGAAUUUGGGGCCAGAGGCCUUGGUGCCAUGGCAACCCAGCAGAGAUGGUCAUAAAACAAAACAAUAGCCCGGCACUUGUCUGGACGUGUGCAAACAACAGAUCUCUAUCAGUGUGAUAAUAAAAAGCCAACUAGCACAGCCUGUGUUGCUCCCGCUGCAUAUAGCAUUCACCAACAAAUCCCAUGAACUGCAUCGUUAGAGGUUGGGUAGUCAACCAGAGGAAUUAUGAGUGCAGGAAUGAAGAUGAACAGGCUAAAUCAAGAGAUUAUGAACUAUGACUUCAACUGUCCGAUAUGUAGCAGUCAAAAGAGAAUAAAGCAGAGAGGCUAUUCUGUGUAGCUUUAAUGUUAUUUUGUAUGUAUUAUAUAAAUGCACAACAGGUUUCUUAUGUAGUGCACAAACCUCCAGUUUUGUUUUAAUAUAUUUAAGUAUUUCUAACAUACUGUCCAGUUUACUUUUUGUUCUAUAUUUCGUUUUACUUGAUUUAAAGCUAUAAAAAGCAUUCCAUCAGAGCUUGUUAUAGUAAAGGAUGUAUAUUUUUGUAAAUAUUGUAGAUUUAUUAUUUUAUUAUGCUACAUUAUCAAGGCAAGUAGAUGUGGCUUCAACUCACUGCCUUAAAGGUGCUAAUAUUACUAGCACUACAGUACUGUAGAGAUAUCUGUGGCUUAAUUUUUCAUUUUUGUUUGAGGUGUUUAUUUAUAUUUGGAAUUAAAACUG